This is a messenger RNA of Rubroshorea leprosula, 2563 nucleotides long. NCBI's taxonomy places the organism in Eukaryota, Viridiplantae, Streptophyta, Magnoliopsida, Malvales, Dipterocarpaceae. The record is from the annotation of a GenBank genome assembly.
CGAGAAAUUCUACCAUUUUCCUCAAAAGAUUCCAGGUUUCAAGCCCAAACCAUAACUCCUCUCUUCCCUCGACUUCGACUUCGACUUCGACUUCGACUUCCGACACCGACCAUAACUAUAUUGUUAUUGUCCUCAUAAUUCCCACAUCAGAUUGCAUUGCACUGAAUUCUCUCUCUGUCCAAGUCUAGGAGAUGAGGCUGCUGAAGGUAGCAACUUGUAAUCUGAACCAAUGGGCAAUGGAUUUCGACUGCAAUUUGAACAAUAUCAAGGAAUCCAUAACCAGGGCUAAAGAAGCCGGUGCUGCUAUCCGCCUUGGCCCCGAGCUUGAGAUUCCUGGCUAUGGCUGUGAAGAUCAUUUCUUGGAACUUGACACUGUCACGCACGCGUGGGAGUGCUUGAAAGAAAUACUGCUCGGUGAUUGGACAGAUGGCAUAUUAUGCAGCAUAGGAAUGCCUGUUAUUAAAGGAUCAGAGCGUUACAACUGUCAAGUUUUAUGUUUUAACAGAAAAAUCGUCAUGAUACGCCCAAAAAUGUGGCUUGCAAAUGAUGGCAAUUACAGAGAACUUCGAUGGUUUACAGCCUGGAAGCAAAAGGACCAGCUUGUAGACUUUCAGCUCCCACAUGAAAUUUCUGAGGCUUUGUCGCAGAAAUCAGUACCCUUUGGUUAUGGAUACAUUCAAUUUUUGGACACAGCUGUUGCGGCAGAAAUUUGUGAGGAGCUUUUUACUCCUUGUCCUCCACAUGCUGAGCUUGCAUUGAAUGGGGUUGAAGUUUUCAUGAAUGCAAGUGGAAGUCACCACCAAUUAAGGAAGCUAGAUCUUCGGCUCCGCGCUUUUAUAGGUGCUACUCAUACUCGAGGAGGGGUCUACAUGUACAGUAAUCAUCAAGGAUGUGAUGGGGGCCGCCUAUAUUUUGAUGGUUGUAGCUGUGUUGUUGUAAAUGGAGAAGUUGUUGCUCAAGGCUCACAGUUCUCUUUGAGGGAUGUAGAAGUUGUGGUUGCUCAAGUAGAUCUUGAUGCGGUUGCUAGUCUAAGAGGAUCUAUAAGCAGUUUUCAAGAACAAGCAAGUUGCAAAACUAUAGUAUCAUCAGUUGCAGUUCCAUACAAUCUUUGCCAGCCUUUUAACCUGAAGAUGUCACUUUCCAGUCCCCUGAAGAUCAAGUAUCACUCUGCUGAGGAGGAAAUAGCCUUUGGUCCUGGCUGCUGGCUAUGGGAUUAUCUGAGAAGGAGUGGUGCUUCUGGGUUUUUGCUACCACUUUCUGGGGGUGCAGACAGCUCCUCUGUAGCUGCUAUAGUUGGUUGCAUGUGCCAACUAGUUGUCAAAGAAAUUGCAAAUGGAGAUGAACAAGUUAAAGCUGAUGCUAUACGAAUUGGAAAUUACUCUGAUGGGCAGUUUCCUACAGACAGUCGGGAAUUUGCUAAGCGCAUUUUUUAUACUGUGUUCAUGGGUUCUGAAAAUAGUUCUGAAGCCACAAAGAUGCGAGCUAAGACACUAGCAGACGAGAUUGGCUCAUGGCAUCUGGAUGUUUGUAUUGACAGUGUUGUCUCUGCUCUGCUAUCUCUGUUUCAGACACUCACUGGAAAACGACCACGCUAUAAGGUUGAUGGGGGAUCUAAUGUUGAGAACCUGGGAUUGCAGAAUAUUCAAGCACGAAUCAGAAUGGUGCUAGCUUUUAUGUUAGCUUCACUUUUGCCCUGGGUUCACAAUAAAAGAGGGUUUUAUCUUGUUUUGGGUAGCUCCAAUGUUGAUGAAGGAUUACGUGGUUACCUCACAAAGUAUGAUUGCAGCUCAGCAGAUAUAAAUCCAAUUGGAAGUAUUAGCAAGCAGGAUCUACGGAUGUUUCUCCGAUGGGCUGCCACACAUCUUGGAUAUUCAUCCUUGGCAGACAUUGAAGCAGCUCCACCCACUGCUGAACUGGAGCCUAUACGUUCUAACUACAGCCAGUUGGAUGAAGUGGACAUGGGAAUGACAUAUGAGGAACUAUCUGUCUAUAUAUGGAAGAUUGUGGAAAAUUUUCCGUUGCGGUCCUGUAUCAAUGUUCAAGAAUCUGUGCUACAGAUGGGGUGACAGACUAAGUCCAUUAGAGGUAGCUGAAAAAGUGAAACACUUCUUCAAAUAUUAUUCCAUCAACCGACACAAAAUGACUGUAUUAACACCUUCCUACCAUGCUGAGAGUUAUUCACCAGAGGAUAAUAGGUUUGAUCUGCGUCAGUUCCUGUACAAUGCAAGAUGGCCAUAUCAAUUCCGGAAGAUGGAUCAACUCGUGAAACAAUUAGAUGGUGACAAAGUUGCGUUUAAGGAAUCAGUUGGCCAUGGGAUGGGAGUUGUGGCAGCAUCUUCUGGUGAUCCUAAAGCUGGCCUUUAAUCAUCUUUUGAGUCUCAACUCAUUCAUGUCAUAGUUAUUAUAACUUGAAAGAUUAUAUUCACGGACCAAACUUGAAAGCACACUCCAAUGUCUAAUUUACGCUGUUUUGUAUUUGUCCUCAGCUAAUAAGAUGUGUUUGUAUACUCAAUCAAUUCAGUACAAUUUUUUUUAAUGAAACCAAUAAAAAAAUAAUUAUUUG